This is a messenger RNA of Fraxinus pennsylvanica, 1992 nucleotides long. The record is from the annotation of a GenBank genome assembly. Lineage: Eukaryota; Viridiplantae; Streptophyta; Magnoliopsida; Lamiales; Oleaceae.
AUGGAGGCUUUGAAGCUUUUUUCUCUCUACAUUGCUCUUGUUCUAACUCUCUCUCACUCUGCUUCAGAUGUCGAGUUGAUUUUGCAAAAGCUCAAGCCUUCACUAAAUGGGAAUUCGGAGAAUUUCCUGUUGUCUACAUGGAAUGCUUCUGUGCCUCUCUGCCAGUGGAGAGGCCUCAAAUGGGCCUUCAACAAUGGCACUUCUUUGGUUUGUACUGACCUCUCUUCGCCGCAAUGGACCAGUCUUUCUCUGUACAAAAACCCCUUUUUGCACCUCAUUUCUCUUCAACUCCCAUCUGCAAAUCUAUCAGGGGUACUACCUAGAGAGAUAGGGGAAUUUUCAAAUCUUGAAAGUCUUUAUCUUGGUGUGAAUGCACUUUCUGGGACAAUCCCUUUGGAGCUUGGGUACAGUUCUUCUCUAUCAGAUAUUGAUUUGAGCCACAAUUUGCUUACUGGGGCUUUGCCAACAUCCAUUUGGAACCUCUGCGAUCGCUUGGUUUCGCUUCGGCUACAUGGUAAUUCUUUAUCUGGUUCUCUUCCUGAUCCUGCAUUACCUGAUGCUACUUGCAAGGAUUUGCAUUUUCUUGAUUUGGGACAAAACACGUUUUCUGGGAAUUUUCCGGAGUUCAUUACUAGGUUCAAUGGACUUAAAGAGCUUGAUCUUGGGAACAAUAUGUUUUCUGGUCCAAUUCCAGAGAGUAUUACUGGGCUAAAGUUGGAAAAAUUGAAUCUUUCGCACAAUAAUUUUAGUGGGGUGUUGCCAAAAUUUGAGGAAUCAAAGUUUGGGGUGGAGGCUUUUGAGGGGAAUAGUCCUACUCUUUGUGGGAAACCCUUGAGAUCUUGUGGUGGAAGCUCGGGAUUGAGUUCCGGUGCAAUUGCUGGAAUUGUCAUUGGUUUGAUGACUGGAGCUGUGGUUCUUGUCUCAUUGUUGAUUGGGUAUUUUCAAGGGAAGAAACGGAAGAAUCUGGACGAUGAGGAGGAGGAAUUUGAGGAACUAGAGGAUGAAGAAGAAGGUGGCGCUGCUGGCGGUGGUGAGGGGAAGUUAGUCUUCUUUCAGGGCGGUGAGCAUUUGACAUUGGAGGAUGUCUUGAAUGCAACAGGGCAAGUUAUGGAAAAGACGAGUUAUGGGACUGUGUACAAGGCCAAAUUAGCCGAUGGAGGAACCAUUGUUUUAAGGUUGUUGAGAGAGGGUAGUUGUAAAGAUAGAAGUUUGUGUUUGCCUGUGAUUAAGCAAUUGGGACGAAUUCGACAUGACAGUUUGAUUCCAUUGAGAGCUUUCUAUCAAGGGAGAAGAGGGGAAAAGCUUCUCAUUUAUGACUAUCUACCGAACAAAACUCUCUAUGAUCUUUUACAUGAAUCCAGAGUCGGAAAACCAGUGCUGAGUUGGGCUAGGAGACACAAGAUUGCUUUGGGAAUAGCCAAGGGAUUAGCUCAUCUUCAUGGUCUUGAGACACCAAUAACUCAUGGGAAUGUGAGAUCGAAAAAUGUUCUUGUUGACGAUUUCUUUGUGGCCAGGCUCAAUGAGUUUGGACUUGACAAGAUAAUGAUUCCAUCUGUGGCUGAUGAAAUAGUUGCACAAGCUAAAACUGAUGGCUACAAGGCGCCGGAACUACAGAAGAUGAAGAAAUGCAAUUCCCGAACCGAUGUUUAUGCAUAUGGAAUACUUCUACUCGAGAUUUUACUCGGCAAAAGGCCUGGUAAAAAUGGAGGAAAUGGGGGGUUUGUUGAUUUGCCUUCACUAGUGAAAGUGGCAGUUUUGGAGGAAACAACAAUGGAAGUGUUCGACGUGGAGCUGUUGAAGGCAACAAAGAAUCCCAUGGAAGAAGGGCUCGUUCAAGCAUUGAAACUUGCAAUGGGAUGUUGCGCUCCUGUGGCUUCAGUUCGACCUACGAUGGAUGAGGUUGUUAGGCAGUUGGAAGAGAAUCGACCGAGGAAUAGGUCCGCUUUAUACAGCCCUGCUGAAACUCGGAGUGGAAGUGGUACCCCUUUCUAA